GUAGGAAAGAGAUUCAAACAUCUUACAAGAGAAGGGAAGUGUAAUAAGGCAAAUCCCAAAAAGAAACAGAUUAAUCAAUCAGAUUGAUUUCUUCACAUAGAAGAAGAGGUAGAAAGCAGAAGAUAGAGACGUCCAUGAAUGAUCAAAAGGUGCCAGGAGAGAAGAGAUAUAUCUGAGAAAAAGACUGGACCCUCCUCCUGUUGCCAUUUGGAUAUACUUUUGACAAGAAAGCUUUGAUCUUUUGUCUCUCUGUGCUCCCCUUUCUCCUUCCCUCAGCUGUGUGUCUGGCUCCAAGUGAAAUUCCAAGGCAAAACCGAGUUUCCUGUUGGAGAAUGGUCUGAAAGAGGUUUUGCAUGGCGAACCAUAGAGUUGGAGAGACUGGUUUAUCGGAUUCAGGACCUUCAAGCCACCACUACCACCACCAUGUCCCUUAUGCUGUUCUACAUGGAAUGAAUGCCCCUACCAGUUUCAUCAAUCAAGAAGGACCUACUUUUGAUUUUGGAGAGCUAGAAGAGGCAAUUGUUUUUCCAGGAGUUAAGAUUAAAAAUGAUGAAGCCAAAGCAAAUUUAUUUACAGCAGGCAGACCUGCAGCUACUCUGGAGAUGUUUCCUUCUUGGCCAAUGAGAUUUCAGCAAACCCCAGGAGAAAGUUCAAAGUCAGGAGGCGAGAGCUCCGAUUCUGGGUCAGCAUUGAACACUCUCUCAAGCAAACCUGAGGCUUAUCAGCUUGAAGCUGAAUCCCCCAUUAGUAAAAAGGCUUCUUCUUCUUCUUCAGAUUACCACCUUCACCACCAGCUCCUCCAGCAGCUGCCGCAGCAACAAGAAAUGGCAAGUGAUGCCUCAAGAACAGGAACAUCACAGGAUCAAUCAGCUUCCAAACCAACCCAUGAAAAGAGAAGGAAUUCAUCUUCUGAUAAACAAACCGAUGCUAAGACACUACGACGUUUGGCUCAAAACCGAGAAGCUGCACGGAAAAGCCGCCUGAGGAAGAAGGCUUAUGUCCAGCAGCUGGAAACUGGCAGAAUUAAGCUAGCUCAGCUAGAACAAGAGCUCCAAAGAGCCAGAUCCCAGGGACUUUUCAUGGGAGGAUGUGGUGGUGCUGUUGGAAAUAUCAGCCCUGGGGCUGCAAUAUUUGACAUGGAGUAUUCAAGGUGGUUAGAGGAUGAUCAGCGGCACAUGUCGGAACUGAGGACAGGGCUGCAAGCACAUCUACCGGACAAUGAUCUCAGGGUGAUUGUGGACAGCCACAUCGCACAUUAUGAUGAAAUUUACCGGCUCAAGGGAAUGGCUGCUAAGUGUGAUGUGUUUCACCUCAUAAAUGGUAUGUGGACUACUCCGGUAGAGCGCUGCUUCCUCUGGAUGGCUGGUUUUAGGCCCUCUGAACUCAUCAAGAUCCUGAUAUCACAAUUAGACCCCUUAACAGAGCAACAAUUGAUGGGGAUAUACAGCCUGCAACAUUCCUCGCAACAGGCAGAGGAGGCACUCUCUCAGGGCCUAGAACAGCUCUAUCAGUCUCUAAUUGACACCAUUGCUGGUGCAGCUGUCAUUGAAGGAAUGCAACAGAUGGUUGUUGCUUUGGAGAAACUUGCCCAUCUAGAAGGCUUCGUUCGCCAGGCUGAUAAUUUGAGACAACAAACCCUUCACCAACUGUGCCGGUUAUUGACCGUUAGACAGGCAGCACGGUGCUUUUUGGUGAUCGGAGAGUAUUAUGGGCGGCUACGAGCACUAAGUUCACUAUGGACAUCCCGUCCACGCGAGUAAGAUCUUUGACAAACAUCAUCCCUGUUACUUUCAACGUCACAUAAACUUUGGGCCAAGUUGGAAUCCUAAUGAAAGUACUGUUGAUCUUUAUUUCUGUAGCACUUUGUAGGCGUUGUCAUUUUCAUAACUUCUUUUCUCUUUUCAACCGAAAAUCGCUAAAGAAAACAUACAUGAUACAACCUUUUGUUCUUUUCCCCCACUUUCUAAAGGCACUAACGACUAAAGUUGUUAAUGUCAGAUGUUUACUGUAUGAAUUCUUGGUCUUCUUCUUUUUUAAUUUUUAUUUUUUUUAAAUAUGUUAUUUUAAUAUCAUCUUGGGAAAUUUUAUCAGGGCCAUGAUGAGUGAUGAUAAUUCAUGCCAGACGACUACGGAUUUGCAGAUGGUUCAUCCAUCACAGAAUCACUUCUCAAACUUCUGAUAAAGAUCUAGGCAGCUACUGAUGUCUAAAUUUUCAGGAUAUGAUACACAACCCUUGUUCUGGAUUUAAUAUCUUUCAAGCUACUUUAGGGAUAGGUUCUUUCUUUUUAUAUAUCUUUUUCAUUUUUGUUUCUUUUUAUUAAGCUAUCCUGUAAAUGUAUGUCAAUUUGAACUUGGAAGAGGAAGCUUCUACUUCCUAUGGGAAAUUUGAAGUAU
Messenger RNA from Rubroshorea leprosula, 2394 nucleotides. The record is from the annotation of a GenBank genome assembly. NCBI's taxonomy places the organism in Eukaryota, Viridiplantae, Streptophyta, Magnoliopsida, Malvales, Dipterocarpaceae.